AUGGUGCUGAUCAAUGGACAUACCUGUACCAGGUUUUGUCCCAACUGCAGUAGAGAGUUUCCUACAAUCGAGGCCAUUACCCUGCACUUGAAUUCUCAGUCUACCUGUUGGCCACACGAGGAACGUCCGCAUCAAUUCCCUGUUCCCCCUGGGUUGCGAGGUUCCCAAUCAUCAAAACCUUCUACCACUACUGGUUAUUGUCAUCCGCACUCAGGAUAUGUCUUUGGUGUUGGCAAGAACCUGUUUGACAGGCUGCAAGACGAUCAGUAUAAUUAUCGGCGAGAAAUAAAUAUGUAUUACCCUUUCCAUGAUGAAGGAGAAUGGGAGUUGGCGAAGUUCUUGGUUGAAAACUUAACUCAAGCUCAGAUUGACAAGUUUUUAAAUUUCACACUCGCCCCAAAACCAUCCUUCACCUCCAAGGAGCAACUUCUAGAUUGGACCGAUGCACUGCCCUCUUUCGUGCCAUGGAAAGUUUCGAACCUAGAGUUUACGGGCUACAAGACGACUUAUCCCGUGCAACUUAUUUGGCGCGAUGCUCUAGAGGUUGUCAAACAACUUUUCAGCGAUCCGGUUUUCGCCAAUCACAUUACCUUCCAGCCACACGUAGACUAUCUGCCAGUAGGUGCUACGCAAGUACCUAUCAUCUUGGGAUCCGAUAAGACUCCUGUCACGCGGAUUACUGGAGGGCUCGAGAUGCACCCACUUUUCAUCACCAUCGGUAACAUCGAUUCGGAGGUUCGCUCCAAGGCCACCCUACGAGCUUGGCGCUGUAUCGCCUACAUGCCUGUUAGUAAGUUUCGCGUGCAUCCCGACUAUCAGACCAUUCUUCAGGCGCGGCUAUGGCAUAAGUGCGUUGAUCUCGUCUGCGCCAACCUGAAGGUUGCAGCGAGUGAUGGCUGUUUUAUGCCUGAUCCUUCCCGACAUAUUCGAUAUGUCUUUACACCACUUAUCGCCCAUGUAUGCGACCUUCCCGAGGCCUCCAUGAUCGCUGCAGUCAGCAAGAAUGUCUCUCCUGUCACUAUGGCGACACAAGACAAUUUUGGUGAUGGAAUUCUCUAUCCUCCUCGUACUGGGAAGCACACACUACAACUUAUACACGGGAUCGCCAAAGAGAUUGAUCCUUGGGAUCUCGACAAAUUUCAGAAGGCAGCAAAAGCUGCCCAUCUGUCUGGGGUCCACAUGCCAUAUUGGCUUGAUUGGUCGUUUUCGUGUCCAUCCGUCUUUCUCGCUGGCGAAGUUUUACAUACCCUCCAUAAGUUUUUUGCAGAUCAUCCACUCAAAUGGAUCAAGGAGAUAGUAGGAAAAACCGAGCUCGACACCCGCUUCAUUAUUCAGCACAAACGGGUAGGGACGCACCACUUUACUAAAGGCAUCACGCACGUCAACCAAAUGACUGGGCGUGAGCAUCGUGAUAUUCAAUGCACCAUUGUUGCUUCAAUUGCAGGCGCUGCUCCACCUAGAUUCGUUCGUGCAAUCCGUGCUCUCAUAGAUUUCAUCUAUUAUGCUCAAAAUCCAGUCCAUUCUCCCGAAUCCUUACAGUCGAUGGUGCAGGCACUCUCCGAUUUUCAUGCAUUCAAGGAUGCUAUCAUCGAGGCCAAGGCGAGGAGGGGGAAGAAGGGCGCCAAAGAAGACUUUUUCAUCCCCAAGCUCGAGUUACUCCAAAGCUUCAGAGGCACGAUUGAGAGACUGGGUACCUUGAUGCAGUUUUCAGCCGAUAUGACAGAGCGCUUGCUCAUCACUCACUGCAAGGAUCUCUUUGCCCGAACAAGUCGACGAGUGAAUGAUUUCACGGAGCAGUGCGUACGGAUUCUCAAUCGCCAGGAGUCAAUGGAAUUGUUCAACCUGUACGCGCUGAUCACUUCCCAUGGCGCAUCGCUCGUCAACGCCAUAAGCCUUGAAGAUGAGGAAGUGACGACCGUCAACCCAGCACUCUCCUGGGUUUCUCGUAUACUCCCCGAUGAAGCAUAUUCUGUCCAUGGACCUCGACGAGUCCGUAAUCAUUUUCACAAGGGCAUUCUUUCUGGAGACACUCUCACUGCCUUCCAUUUAACUUCAACACCAGAUCUCAAGUCCCUGUCGCCCAUCGAUAUUCUCACCAAAUACGCACUCGUUGAUUUUGAUCACGCAGUCUCCCAGUUCAUCCAGCGUUCUUCCCUCUCCAGUGGCGAGAAUACUUGCUGGGACCACAAACAUGGACACUUUUACGCGUGGAACAAAUUUCGAUUGCAACUUCACUCUGCCUUCCAGCCUCGAGUGAUCAUGCCAAGCAGAGUGAUCCAAUCAUACCCGCCCAGUGACAUAUUUCCCCUCGGGAACUGUGAUACCGUCCUUGUCGAUGUUACGGGUGAUGAUGGCCAAAUUAGUACUCGCGUCGCCCAAGUUCGACUUAUUUUUCAGCCCAAGGUUCCACGUGCUUCCAACCUGGUUCUUCCAACAUACCUUUCCAGUCCGCUCCUCUACAUACAAUAUUUCGACUUCGUCGCCAAUCCCAAUGAUCGUCCUGAACUCGCGAUGUGGACAGUAGAGCGGUCAUAUGUGGUGGACCAACAUGGCAAACGCUAUAGGCAUGGUGGUGUGGUGUUAUUGACAGAUGUAACACAUGCUGUUGAAUUGAUACCAGAAUACGGUGAGAAGGUCAACAAGGACAUUUCUGCGACGACGUGUUUGGAGUCCUAUGACCGGUUUUUUCUGAAUAACUUUGCAGAUAAAGAAAGUUAUCAUACAUUUAGUACAGAGUUCGCGUAG
Suillus plorans is the source of this 2745-nucleotide messenger RNA. RefSeq lists its product as uncharacterized. The record is from RefSeq and is a predicted model, not a curated record. The transcript has 4 exons. Lineage: Eukaryota; Fungi; Basidiomycota; Agaricomycetes; Boletales; Suillaceae. The coding region runs from base 1 to 2745 and encodes 914 amino acids.